This is a messenger RNA of Uranotaenia lowii, 384 nucleotides long. RefSeq lists its product as uncharacterized. Gene Ontology annotation, biological process: DNA integration. The record is from RefSeq and is a predicted model, not a curated record. The coding region runs from base 1 to 384 and encodes 127 amino acids. The transcript has a single exon. Gene Ontology annotation, molecular function: nucleic acid binding. Lineage: Eukaryota; Metazoa; Arthropoda; Insecta; Diptera; Culicidae.
AUGGCCGGAAGUGUACGCAACAAGAACCACAACGACGAAAACAACAACGAAGCUACCCGAACAGCACCGUACCAUCCUCAAUCCAACGGAUUAGCUGAACGUUUCGUGGACACGCUGAAACGCACGCUCCGGAAAAUUCGCUCCGGGGGAGAAACACUGGAGGAAGCACUGCUGCUUCUUCUCCAAGUUUACCGAACAACACCAACAGCAGAUCUCGGUAACAAAUCUCCAGCAGAAAUAAUAGUCGGUAUGUCAAUCCGAACUGUUUCGUCGAUUCUUCUACCAACCACUCAAUGCUUUCCAGCAACGCAGACUGAAGAACAAACCGACAAGAAUUGUGCAGUCUCAAGGCAGUUCGCUCCUGGUGAUUCUGUGUACGUUUAG